GGGAGGAUAUGGUUGUAUCUAUGGGACGCUGGACCCAGUUUCCAGCAGGUGUUGCUCCCCACCAAUAGAUGGAGCUUGUUAUAAAUAAAAUUAAAAAAAAUAAAAAAUAAAAUUGAAUUUAGAGCAGACACAAGUGUGGAAAGCUCUGAGAGCAGAAAACCGAGCUUGACCGCUAUGGCGCCCGGCCAACCUGCUUGUGAUGAUGGAGACGAUAACGCAACUGCCGCUGCCGCCAUCGCCAUCGACAGACCCCGCCACUACAAGGAUCUCGAAGACGAAGCGGCGUUCUUAUCCGUUGCCGAUGACGAAGGGCAGAUUUCCAUCGGCGAGUUUGGGUCGCUGCUUUCUGAGCAGAGCGCGCGAGAAACAUUUCCCCACCUGCAGAACUUCCGCAAGGCAAGGUUAAGAGGCUUUCGUCGGAUCUUUGCACACGUGGCGCCAAUCUUCUUCGAGAACGGAGUGCCUAACAUGGAGACGAAGGAGAUUGCCAGCCUAAGCGUGGAGGAGGUCGAUGACGUCAACGCCUCGCUCAUCAUCACCCUGUUCGAGAUCGAAGACAAGGAGGUGCCAAAGUACAUCAAGCAAGAGCACGACUUCCGGUUUCUUGUCGUUUAUACUGAAGUUGUGUUGGAAGGGGAGGAGGAGAGGGAGUGGAGGUGGAGGGGGAGGACGGACACGUGGCAGAGGAGAAGGGGAGAAAGGAGGAGGAGGACGCCAAGAAGAAAGAGGGAGAGGGAGAGGGAGAGGGAGAGGGAGAGGGAGAAGGAAAAGAGGAGAGAGGCCGAGGGAGGAUUGCCCCCCGGCCCGCCGUAGUGUGUGCACGAUGGGAUGGCGAGAGUUAUCGUCGGAUUCGCUGCCAAGAUGAUGAAAAGUAUUACCGUCUAUACGACCGUCAUGGAGUAGACAGAGUAUGGCACGA
Molecule: messenger RNA, 919 nt
Organism: Chara braunii
Lineage: Eukaryota; Viridiplantae; Streptophyta; Charophyceae; Charales; Characeae
Source: the annotation of a GenBank genome assembly